AUGGCCGAUGCCUCCUCCGUCGAGGGAGCGGCCGACGCCUCCUCCGUCGAGGGAGCGGCCGACGCCUCCCCCGUUGAGGAAGCGGCCGAUGCUUCCUCAGUUGAGGAAGCGGCCGGCGCCUUCGUCGAGGAAGCGGCCGAUGCCUCUUCCGUCGAAGGAGCGGCCGACACCUCCUCCGUCGAGGAAGCGGCUGAUACCUCCUCCGUCGAAGAAGCGGCUGACACCUCCUCCGUCGAAGAAGCGGCCGACACCUCCUCCAUCGAAGAAGCGGCCGACACCUCCUCCGUCGAGGAAGCGGCCGAUACCUCCUCCGUCGGGGGAGCGGCCGACGCCUCCUCCGUCGGGGCAACGGCGGACGCCCCUUCCAUUGAGGAAGCGGCCGAUGCCUCCUCCGUCGAGGGAGCGGCUGACACCUCCUCCGUCGAAGGGGCGGCCGACACCUCCUCCGUCGAGGAAGCGGCUGACACAUCCUCUGUCGAGGAAGCGGCCGAUGCCUCCUCCGUCGAGGGAGCGGCCGACGCCCCUUCCUUUGAGGAAGCGGCCGAUGCCUUCUCCGUCGAGGGGGCGGUCGACACCUCCUCCGUCGAAGGGGCGGCCGACACCUCUGCCGAGGAAACGGCCGACACAGCCUCCGUUGUGGGAGCGACCGAUGCCUCCUCCGUCGAGGGAGCGGCCGACACCUCCUCCGUCGAGGAAGCGGUCGACGUCUCCUCCGUUGAGGAAGCGGCCGAUGCCUCCACCGUCGAGGGAGCGCCCGACGCCUCCUCCGUCGAGGGAUUGGCCGAUGCCUCCUCCGCAGAGGAAGCACUUGCCGCUGAAGCCCCCUCUGGCGAGGAAUCGGCCGACGCCGACCCGCCCGUUGUGCGCUCAACGGCCGUGAAUCUGGCGCUGGCGGAGCUCCGGAGGAUCACGGCGUUCCUUCUCUCCGCAUCGAACACGAUGUCAGCGGCCGUCGACACCAAUGUCUGA
Pollicipes pollicipes is the source of this 969-nucleotide messenger RNA. Its product is annotated as papilin-like. The transcript has a single exon. NCBI's taxonomy places the organism in Eukaryota, Metazoa, Arthropoda, Thecostraca, Pollicipedomorpha, Pollicipedidae. The coding region runs from base 1 to 969 and encodes 322 amino acids. The record is from RefSeq and is a predicted model, not a curated record.